CUCUGACACUAUCAGCAGAUGUAACAUCUCACACAAUGGACUGGAUAUCUAGUGCUACACUUUUCCUGUCAGUCUUAAAUGCAGCACUUUGUUUCAAUAUCGAUCCUGCAGCUUGGAAGACACUGAGGAGCUCUGCUGCUGGUUUUGGCUACCAGGUGGUUCAAAGACCAUCAGACUUGCUCAUCAGUGCCCCACUAGAACAGUAUUCACAAAACAGAAAAGGGAAAAUAUAUAGGUGUACCACCUCUGGAGAAAACUGCCAAAAUAUACAAUUUCAAGAGCCAAAUUUUGCAAUCAACAUGUCCCUUGGUUUAACAAUGAAAAGUGAUCCUGGAACCCAAAACACAGUGGCAUGUGGUCCAACUAUUCCAAAGGACUGCAAAAGCUACACCAUGUACAAUGGUGUGUGUUUUCAGAUAGACCAGGACAAUAGAUUUGGACCUCCAAUCCCUUCUUCCGUUGACGAAUGCCUGAUUGGAACCGACAUUGCCUUUCUGUUGGAUGGUUCAGGGAGUGUAAAUCAUCAAGAUUUUCAAAAAAUGAAGACCUUUGUGAAAAACCUCGUUGGGUCAUUUCUCUCAAGUGAUACAAUGUUUUCUGUUUCCCAGUUCUCUACUUCAUCAAAGGUCCAUUACUACUUUAAUAAUUUUUUCUCAUCUGGAUCAUGGAAAUCUAACAUUGAUAGAAUUACACAACUACAUGGAGGAACUUACACAGCCAAGGCCAUCGAACACAUUGUCCAAAAUGUUUUUACACCACAAAGAGGAUCCAGAUCAAAUGCAAAGAAGGUGCUGAUAGUUAUAACUGACGGAGAAUCUCAAGACUCAAAUCGCUUACCAUAUGCAGCACAGCUAGCUGAGAGUAAAAAAAUAGUUCGAUUUGCUAUUGGGGUGGGGGAUGCGUUUAAUAAACCCAAGCCAAAACAAGAACUGGACACCAUUGCAUCUUUUCCCUCAGACAAACACGUGUUUCAAGUUAGGGACUUCAACGCACUUGAAAUAAUAAGACAGACCUUAGAGAAAAAAAUCUCUAUCGAAGGAUCUCAAACCAGUGGGGAGUCACUGAGAAUGGAAAUGGCUCAAGAGGGAUUCAAUGUAGCUUAUGUGCCUGAGGGAAUUCAAAUGUCUAUUGUUGGUGCCAACCAGUGGACGGGAGGCUAUACUCAAUUUACAGCAGGGUAUGACAGGGUGAAAACAUACGAGAUGCCAUUGGAGCCUGACAGUUAUCUUGGUUACUCCAUGGCAAUUGCUAAAACCCAGCGUGGCUCACUGACAGUUAUUGGUGCUCCAAGGUUCAAACACAGAGGAACAGUGCUUGCUGUGACAUGGAGUUCUCAGUUCUCAACUGUUGGCAGACAAAGCUUUAUGAAACAAACGAUUGAGCCGUUUCCGUGGCAGUAUCAGACUGGUGAAUAUUUCGGGGCAGAGGUGUGUACCAUGGACAUAAAUAAUGAUGCCAUCACUGAUCUAAUCUUCAUAUCAGCCCCAAUGCAUAUGGAGCCUGAUAGAGAGGGAAGAGUUUAUGUUUGCAGACUAACUGGUUUGUUUGUGGAGUGUAAUUUCGAUGAUCCGUUAGUACUAAGAGGACAUGCAGCUGUCAAAGGAAGGUUCGGCUCUUCUCUUGCUGUACUGCCUGAUCUAAACUCAGAUGGAUUCAGGGAUUUGGCAGUUGGAGCACCUUUGGAGAAUGAUGGUGAAGGCAGCAUCUACAUAUUCCACAGUGAAGGAGGAGGAAGAAUCAGUCCUACUUACUCACAGAGAAUUACUGGCUCUGAGGUCGAGUCAGGACUGAAGUUCUUUGGCCUGUCAAUCAGUCAGUCAUCUUUUGACCAGAGUGGUGAUGGACUGCCUGACUUAGCGGUGGGUUCAAAGGGUAAAGUUGUUUUAUUGAGAUCAAGGCCCAUAGUGAUCGUGAAAACUGACGUUUCAUUCAGCCCAAAGCAAAUCCUUACUCAGAAUGCAGACUGCUCAAAACCACUCGAGAACACAGCUGAACUCUGCUUUACCAUGAGCAGAGUGUCUACAGUCAACACAGCUCAAGCAAGGAUUCAUUAUACUUUAACAUUGGAUGCCACUCGGAAACCUCCAAACAACCGAGCAUACAUCAGUGGGAAACAACAAGAGCAGUCUGGAUCAGUUACUAUAGACUUAAGAAACAGACAGUGUUCAACUGUAAAAUUCUAUAUUAAGGCCUGUCCUGAAGAUUCUCUCAAUGUGCUUUCCAAUGAGCUCAAAUUCACAUUUGAUGGUUUGUCUUCCAACACAGAUCCCAAACCAAGUCUGUCCCCACAGGCUAAAACAACAACCAUUUAUCCUUUAGGGUUUGAGACCAACUGUGGCAAUGACAACAAAUGUGUUGAUAAUCUGAAAGUGGAUUUCAACUUCACCAGAUCCUCAGAGGUUAAAGUGGGCAUUGAUGAGCUUUUGAAUGUCACAGUCACAGUGGAGAACAGAGGAGAAAACUCCUACAACAGUCAUGUUAUUCUCACGUACCCAGCUGGACUCUCCUACAGGAAGUUCACGAGUCAGCAGGAAAGAAUUGAGUGCAACCCCUUGGACAGUGAAGAUGGUUUAUCACGAGGAAGGACAGACUGUACUAUUGACAAGCCAAUUUUCAAGAGCAAAACUAAGGUUUUCUUCAUUGUUUCCUAUGGAAUUGACACCAACAGUCUACUUGAGAGGAAGAUCUUUGUCACUGUGAAUGCCAGCAGUGGAAAUCAGGAGCAUGCCACUACAAGUGAACUUUACAAAAAGAAAUGGAUUGAUGUAUUUUUUACUUUGUAUUUAACCUUAAAAAUAUGUCUGUUUAGCUCCCUCAGUUACAACAAUUUCACAUUUGGGAUGAAUAAUUUGCAGAAACCACUUCAACAGUCAUUCACGAUUACAAAUGAUAUCAGAGCGCUUAAUUUCACUGUGGUGAUCAGGGUUCCAGUGAAGCUUGGUGAAAAAGACAUUUGGGUGGAUUUGAGCGAUCUACAGAUCACAGACUGUCAGAGAGGAAAUGAUGAAGAACCACCUUUCAAAAAUGUUGUUCCUCAAAUACUGACAAAUAAAGUAGUUGACUGCUCUGUAGCCAGGUGCAGGGUGUUCAAGUGCAACACAUUCCUGGAAAGACUGAUGAAGAGGACAUAUGAAAUAUCUGCCAACCUCAGUUCAGGAUGGAUAGAGCAGAUUGGACUUCAAUCUGCCAAAUUCCUCUUAACCAGCACAGUCAGUCUUGAGUACGACAAAAACCAGUACAUCUACUUUUCAACAGGUUCUGACAACCCUCCUGUUCGCAAGAUUGAAGCUGUGGUAGAAGUGUAUCCUGAGCCAAAUUUCACCAAAGAAAUUAUUGGAGGAUGUCUGGGAGGGUUGGCUUUUCUGGCUUUACUCACUGCUGGCCUGUACAAGGCUGGAUUUUUCAAGAGCAAAUACAAACAGAUGAUAAAUGAAAAUCCAGCAGAUGUUCCAGGUCCAGGGACUGAUGCAACAGCAGAAUAACAAAGAUCACAUUUUUUAGUUGUAGGUGUAAACUAAAUUAAUAGGAUGAAUAUCUGUGAAUAUACCCUCCUGAUAUUUUUAGGAAUGAAUAUUGUGCGUAUAAAUGUCAGUGCUACCACGUUUGAUUCAUUAUACACAAACAGCUAUGUCUGAAAUCACUCCCUCACUCACUUAUUCACUAUUACCUAUAACAGAGUUUCCUAUCUGUUUCCUAUCAUCUUUCAUAGUCUUUUUCAGAACCAGGAAAUUGUUCAAAAUACAAAUGCCUAAAUGUUACACAUUCAUUUGAGGGCAAAUCAACACAAAUGGACACAGUUUAUAUUCUAAUAAUAUGGAUGAGACUAAAUGUAGUGAACCACCUGAGCAGAUGGGAAUGAUUUUAGCUGUACUUCACAGUACUCUGAAGUAUUAUGGAAGUUUUGUCUUUUCAAAGUGAAUUUACUUUUUUGCUCUACAAUGAAUCUUUUUGAGAUAAACUUUUUGCAAACAUUGUACAGUGAUUGUAAAAAGAAAUUUCAUUCCAUGUGUACUGUAAAAUGCAUGAAAUUCGGUAUAUACCUAAAAACACUUUGCUUUCUUCUAAAAACGAACCUUGUGACAUUUGACAUACUUGAUUCAGGAAUAAAUGACAGCAUAUACAAUUU
Oreochromis aureus is the source of this 4126-nucleotide messenger RNA. Its product is annotated as integrin alpha-M-like. Gene Ontology annotation, cellular component: integrin complex; external side of plasma membrane. Gene Ontology annotation, molecular function: integrin binding. Gene Ontology annotation, biological process: cell adhesion mediated by integrin; cell-cell adhesion; cell-matrix adhesion. The coding region runs from base 36 to 3482 and encodes 1148 amino acids. The record is from RefSeq and is a predicted model, not a curated record. The transcript is spliced from 30 exons. NCBI's taxonomy places the organism in Eukaryota, Metazoa, Chordata, Actinopteri, Cichliformes, Cichlidae.